Molecule: messenger RNA, 876 nt
Organism: Mytilus trossulus (common blue mussel)
Lineage: Eukaryota; Metazoa; Mollusca; Bivalvia; Mytilida; Mytilidae
Exons: 9
Coding region: 10-876 (288 amino acids)
Source: RefSeq, a predicted model, not a curated record
GUGUAUGCCAUGUCGAGAAUAGGUUUAUUCCUACUUUAUGGAUGCUUAUUUUUAAAGAAUUCAUCUGCGUUAACUUGCUUCAAUUGUCCAGGAAUUAGACACCCGAGGUUUUGCGAAUAUGUAAAAGACUGUUUAGACGGACAGGUUUGUGGACUUGAACGUCAAGCGGAAAGCAAUGGAGCAGUGAUUUUCAGCCUUGGAUGUUUAUCUCAAAACACCUGCAACACCAACCCUUCAACAGUUGAUGGUAGACAGAAAUGUUUUCACUGUUGCUCUACAGACUUAUGCAAUAUCGACGGAUGUGGAGAACCUGGUUUAAGCAUGGUCAACGACAAAGUGUGUUACAGUUGUCUUGGUUUACUUGAUCCGAAUGCUUGCCGGUCGGUUUCCUUUUGUGCAGAAUCCGAGCUGUGUUACCUUGAAGAAAAAACACACUUUGGUGAAAAGUUCUACCAAAGUGGAUGCAGGGAAAAGCACAUUUGUGAAUCUCAGUUGAUAUCGUUUCCAAUAAUUGGGCGACGUGACCUUGUACUUAAGAGGUCAACUACACACAUGACAUGCUGCGGUCAGAGUUUGUGUAACAAUGACGGUUUUGGUUUUAAAAAGACAACGACUUUAUUAAGCAAGUUAUCAACCUCCGAUGGCAUAACCACAUUAGAUACAACGACUUAUUCACCAGACAAAUUAGUUGACGAAGAAAUUUUAGGUGAAGAGGCUCUUGAUCUUAAGGUUGAAAAUGUUGACGCCUUUAAGUUAAAACAGCUUGAAUUAGAACAUGAACUUAAAUUAAAAGAAAUGGAAAUGAAGGAGAUGGAGAAAAGAAAAGAAGAUGAAUUUAAAUUAAAACAGGCAGAACUGGAAAUGAGGAAAGGCUAG